Molecule: messenger RNA, 519 nt
Organism: Wallemia ichthyophaga EXF-994
Lineage: Eukaryota; Fungi; Basidiomycota; Wallemiomycetes; Wallemiales; Wallemiaceae
Exons: 2
Coding region: 1-519 (172 amino acids)
Source: RefSeq, a predicted model, not a curated record
AUGCUGAUACCUUGUGUAAAUACGCAUGAAGUUGACGACAACUCAACGCACAGAAAGCGUCUCAAUAAGCUCGUUAUCGGCGGGCCAGUCAAGAAUUCAUUCGCGCAUCUAUCGCACACAUCCAAAGACAAGGACAAGGAGAAUGUUCAACAAGUGCGCGAGUCUCCCAUCAUGCAGAACAGCAUUUCUAUCAAGGAUGCACAGCUGCGGGCUGCGCAGGUGCAAAUGCAAAUGCAGAACGAUAGCGGCGAGAAGGAAAAUGAAAAUGGGGAUGGGAAUGCAGACACCACUCAAUCUCAGCCACUCAAUCUCACUGUAUCUGAUGAUGGCUUAGGCGCGCUCCCCAGAUCAGCUUCAAGCGUUGGCAGACUGGCUAGCGUUAAGAGAAAGCCCGUUCCAAGACUGUCGAGCAAGGGAGAAAUUGUUCCGAGCUCGUCUAACAUCCACCUCAAUGAUCCUUUCUCCAACGCUGACUUUGCUCCCACACCCGCGAUUACUAUCACCGCUUCAGCUCAGUGA